GCUUCCUUGUUCUCCGUAGACUCCGUUCGGAGGUAUAAAUUACCAUUCGGUGAAGCGCUUGUUCUCCGACGGCCAGCUACACCCCUCGGCUCUUCUUCUGUGCCCCCAUUCCGCCAUCCAAAACCUUCCACAGCCCCGUCAGAUCAGACCCGGUCUCGUCGGACCAUCAGCUAUUAUGUGUGGACAAGUCGUCCAGGGUGUUCGCAUGGCCGAAGCUCGCGGUCGUCCUCUGCCAGCCAAUUCGGUACCAUCUGCUAGCCCUCCAUUCACUCCGGAUGGAAAGUCCCAACAUUUGACGGAGAUUUUGAUUUGGCGCGCUACGCAUACUCCGGAUGACCGCCUGUUCACUGUAUACAACCACAAGGGCCAGGAGGCUUCUACUUUGACCUGCAUACAGCUCCUGAGGCGAGCUGAGCGUCUUGCUUGUCUGCUACAAGAGCGAGGUAGAGCUUCUGUUGGAUCUGUCGUUUCUCUUCUCUAUCCUCCCGGAAUCGAACUAGUCUGCGCAUUUUAUGCCUGUCUACUCAUCGGAGCGAUUCCUGUGCCUGUGAGACCUCCGCGCGUUGAACAAACUCAAGAUGCGAGUGUUGGAGGACAUAGUGGCCAAUCAUCCACCUCACAUUUAUCUGGUCCUCCAGGUUCAGGUUCGACAUCUGCUUUGGGCCUUUUCGGCCCCUCUGGAAGUGCUGGUCAGUUUAUUUCCGGCAGCACCGACAGUUGGAUGAGUAUUCACGCCAGGCCACCAUUUCCGACUUUUUCGUCUUCGGUUGAGCUGAUCUGGAACGUGGUUAACCAUUCGGGUACCUCGGUUAUUCUAACGCAACAAUCGAUCAUCAAGUUGCUCAAGUCCAAAGAGGCAACUAACAAAGUACCUUACGGUCAUUGGCCAACUAUCCUGGAUUCUGAAGAAACCUUCCGGAAAAAGGUUCCUCCUCUGCAUCAAAAUCCUUGUAUGGAGCAACCCAUCGCAUAUCUCGAUUUCGUUGCGUCAACCACCGGUACUAUUACGGGAAUUCGUGUCACCCACGAGGUCGCGUAUGCCCUAUGUCGCGCACAGAAAGUCCAAUGCGAAUUUUAUCCUACACGGGAAGUAGUGCUUUGCUUGGAUCCAUAUUCUGGAUUAGGAUUCACUCUUUGGACCCUCACUUCAGUUCAUUGUGGCCAUCACUCCAUCCUAGUGCCUCCCGGUAUUUCAGAAAUUGUACCGGACCUAUGGCUGACUGUUUGCAGCCAACGCAAAGUUCGCGAUGCCUUUUGCUCCCAUGUCACCAUGGAACUGGCUACCCGCUACAUGGCCAAACAUAUGUCUCUCUCCAAGCAUCGUGAUCUCACUCUUUCGAGUCUUCGGAGUCUCGUAGUUGUGGCCGAAGAACGACCUCGAGUUCAUCUCACCGCUAUGUUCUGCAAACUCUUCUCCUCUGUGGGUCUCGUCGGUCGAGCUGUCACUACAUCGUUCGGAUGUCGAGUUAAUUUGGCCAUAUCCCUACAGGGUGCCAGUUCUCCGGAGAGUACCACCGUAUACGUCGACCGAAUCAGUUUGCGAAACGAUCGUAUCAAAUUAUUAGAAAAAGGUUCACCAAACAGCAUGUGUCUCAUGGAGUCCGGUAAGCUUUUACCCGGUGUUCACGUGGCCAUUGCCAAUCCGGACACUUUUGGCCAAUGUGCGGACUCACAAUUAGGUGAAAUUUGGGUCUCUUCGCCCCACAACUCGACGGAGUUGCUCGGUCCAUUCGAUAGUGCUAGUCUGAGUCGGGCUCCCGGAUCCUCAUCUCAGUCCGUCGUUGGAUCUAAUGCAACAGAUGCACUUCAUGCUCGUUUGGUGACCGGUGACACCGGACGUGUGUAUGCGCGAACCGGUUUCCUAGGAUUUGUUCGACGAACUGAGCUGACUCAAUCAGACGGCGAAUUACACGACGCCAUUUUUGUCGUUGGUAGUUUGGAGGAAGCUAUCAUGCUUCGGGGUAUGCGUUUCCAUCCAGUUGACAUUGAAAGCACCGUGAUGCGUGCUCAUAAGAAGAUUUGCGAAUGGUAA
Molecule: messenger RNA, 2032 nt
Organism: Dicrocoelium dendriticum
Lineage: Eukaryota; Metazoa; Platyhelminthes; Trematoda; Plagiorchiida; Dicrocoeliidae
Source: the annotation of a GenBank genome assembly